UUACUAUAGCAGUACUAUUUACAAUGUACGACGUAUCCACAACAAAGAAAAACAUAGAAUAGGAGUGGAAAUUAAGCUUUCAUACAAGGUUAAUUCCUUUCGAGAAAUAAGUACCAGGAUUCAAAACUCAAUCGCAUCUUUCUUAAGUUUAUCCUUUAUUAAGCUUAUAGCAGGUACAUUUUAGUACAAAUUGUUAACGUUGAGACAAGCAUGUAAAAAUGAAUAUUUGGUUAAUCAUUUUGGAGACGUCAUAGAAAAUUAUUUGAGCCGCGUGGAAUUACGCCAAUCCGCACGGUGACUGCUGAUCUAUCAGAUGCAGAGAUAGCCUUUCUUCAAAAACAUUCUUAGAUGUAAAAGUUAGUUCGUGGGAUCGACUAAGCACCCGUGAUCCGACAUGCCCUCCCCAGGCUGGCAGGGGGAUGAUCCUCCCAACAACAUUCACGAGGUCUACGAUUAUGUCGAUCGAGAACUGAAGCUAUUGAAAACCCGCCUCGCUACAAAGAUCGAAAAGUUCUUCUACGGCGGAAUAGAGCCAAUACAGUUUUUGCUUCAUGUCGAAGAAAUUUUUAAGAGUAAACAUCGGGUAAAGCGAAUCAAGAGCAUGAUUCCUCGAGUAGCCGGGAUGCAGGAGCUUGAUCUGUUUAUAAGGACGUGCAUGGAGGUUCGACGUCCAGGAGGUGUCCGCGAUGCAGGGUUCAGCAAGGACAUCCAGACGUUCGCAACCGCGUUCACCCGAAGCGCCAAAGCUCUUGCAGAUCUCCUAGACGAAGUACGCGACAUAUACAGCAUUGUCCAAACUUUCUGCAGGAACUACCAAUCGCUUGAAGGGGAGUUUGAUUUGAAGUGGGCCCGUAGCACGAAUCUAGAACUCAAAUCCACCCUGGAUGCUAUUGAUCAGCUCCUUACCGAUGCUCAUCCGGGUGUGAACAUCAAGUUGUUCAGUGCAGACAAGUUUUCUCUUGAGGUAGCAGAGAGCGUGGACUCUAAGCGAUUUCCGGUGCUUCGGCUCUUUCCGGAUCUCUUCCAGAAGUUCUACUUUUGCAUCCAUCUCCUUGGGAAAUGGCGGGCCAAUGAUCAGAUUUAUCUGGAAGAUAUUCAGUUCAGAUUGAUCAAAACCAAGCGUCUACAAAGACUGAAACAGGAAGAGUACAACACCAUCGAGCUCGAGCAUUCUAACAUCCUGAGUAGCAUCGUCGAGAAACGACUCCGCGUUCGCACUCGAGAAAUGAAAGAACGAAUAAAGCAACUAGACCAAGAAAUCAAUAAACUCGUACACCAAAAUCGGGGAAUGAACCAGGAGAAAUCGCAGGGUGAACACGACGUCCUGGAAAGAAAACGAAUGAUCUUCCAAAACAAGGACGUUGCGGACUUUUCCAAAGACAUUGACAGUAUCCUAGGCGUGAGGAAAGACGUCGAGAUCCUGCACAAGAAGCUGAAGUCGUUGAACAGGAGUUUAAAGUUAAACGAACAGGAGUUGAUCGCACGCCAGAAGGAGAAGGCUGAGCUGGAGCGAGACUAUGAAGACACGAGGCAGGCAAUUAGUCGAUCCAACCAACUUGCUUUUGAACGAUCAGAACUCUCUAAGGAAAUAUCAAUCAUCAAUGAAAAGAUUCAUGAACUUGAAACGAUCUUCUACAGGAAGACCGACCGUCAGAAGCUGGAACAAGCUUUUGAAGAACUCAGGGGGUCGGAUGAGAAUGGUUAGACUUUUGCUUAUGAAUUAUUGAUAUGUUUUGAAUGAAUUGUAGAUUCUGCCAAAGACUAUAUAUGUAUUCAUCAAAAAAUAUAAACCUUUGUUCUAUAAACAAAGGGAAAAUGUACCUCACGAAUUUCUGGGACCAGACCAUCAAUCACUGUGUAAGCUAUGUUAGAUUCGGUCACAUCAUUGAUAUAAGCAGCAGUACACUUUUGCGUGUAGAUGGGGCGGAGGCUCGGACACAUGACCCUCCUAAAAAAAAGUUUCACCGACGACCAAGUAAAAAACAGAAAAGGAAAGAAUCAGACAAAGGAAAGGAAAAGGGUGAAAUAUUACAUUAUUGUCUGGAUAUUACGUCAAAAUCUAUCAACAAAUCAUAUUUUCUUAUCCAGAAGGUAACAUUUUUCUUACUCGCUUCGCUUGCAUGCAGCCCUUUGACAAAUAUUACCCUACACGGCGUGUCUGGUCCCUAUUUCUUUUUUUUUCAGGGGGGGGGGGCUCGUUAUGCCACUGCAGUAGUGCCUGGAUAUAGCCGGAGGCAAAUUUUCCAUUGUGCUGACCCCUAAAAAUGUUAUUUUUCAACUUCACAUUAACUUCUCUCUCAUGAUCGUACCUGUAUUCCUGGAUGGGAUAUUACUUAGUAAGUACAAUGCAACGAGGCGUCUCAUUGUAUCGCUUUUUCAUUUAUCUUUUUUAGAGACUAUUGUCCUGAGAUUUUCUGGUUCUAUCCAAUGAAUGGGUUAUUCCAGUAAUUCUGUAUAAUAGCUCCGUUACUAAACAUAACGGUGCCUGAAAAUCAUAGACCUUAACUUGAGCAUUGUAUUUAUGGAUGAAAGAACACCUAUGCAUUUACCCACGCAUUCAAAUGAAACUCACCUUGUAGAUAACCUGCUUUGAAUCCAUUCGACAAAGAGUUAAUCCCCCUUUUUUUAAAUUAGAAAUGCAAAAUGGCUCCACGGUAGGUUCCAAGCUGCGGUGGGUA
Messenger RNA from Lytechinus variegatus (green sea urchin), 2678 nucleotides. RefSeq lists its product as uncharacterized. The record is from RefSeq and is a predicted model, not a curated record. Lineage: Eukaryota; Metazoa; Echinodermata; Echinoidea; Temnopleuroida; Toxopneustidae. Bases 395 to 1705 code for a protein of 436 amino acids. The transcript has 2 exons.